UUCAGCUUUCGAAAAGGGUGAAGAUUUAAUUACAAGAAUAUUUUCAACAGGUGGAUUUUCUUCUUCCAAUGGUCUAGCCGUCCGCGUACUUCAGUCCCCCCUCGGAUUUACAGGAGGAGCAAGCAUGCCGUUGGGACUCAGAAAAAAGAAAAACAAGUCGAAGGAAAGCUCGAAUUUAGUGGAAAAUGAGGAGGUCAGCGGACACUCGGGUGGUGGAGGAGUCGCGAAGUCGGCGGUGAACGGUGGCGGACUCCCACCUCCACCUGCCAACCUGCGACCGAAGCUGGUGUUUCACACGCAGCUCGCCCACGGGAGUCCAACCGGCAGGAUCGAGGGUUUCACGAACGUCAAAGAGCUGUACAGCAAAAUAGCAGAAGCGUUUAAUUUAAGUCCGGAUGAGAUCCUAUUUUGCACACUCAACACUCACAAAAUUGAUAUGGAAAAAUUGCUGGGAGGGCAGAUCGGACUGGAAGACUUCAUCUUCGCUCACAUUAAAGGGCUCAAGAAGGAGGUGGAGGUGUACAAGUCCGAGGAUGCUCUUGGGCUCACCAUCACAGACAACGGAGCUGGAUAUGCCUUCAUAAAGCGGAUUAAAGAGGGCAGCGUGAUGGAUGGGGUGAAGGUGAUCUGUAUAGGAGAUCACAUUGAGUGCAUUAAUGGAAAGAACAUCGUUGGUAUGCGGCAUUAUGAGGUGGCACGAAUGUUAAAGGAGCUGCCCAGAGAUCAGUCCUUCACCCUCAAACUGGUGGAACCCAUGAAAGCCUUUGAGAUGCUUGAACCAAGGUCAAGGGGAGGUGGAGGCAAAUCCUCAGGAGAGAACAAGAUGGGCUCGGGCAGAGAAACCUUACGAUUGCGUUCUAAGGGUCCUGCAACAGUCGAGGAGAUGCCCUCAGAGUAUGAAGAAAAUGCAGUGAAGAAAGUUGAUGACCUUCUUGAAAGUUACAUGGGCAUUCGAGACACUGAAUUGGCGGCAACGAUGGUUGAAGUGGGCAAAGACAAGAAGAACCCUGAUGAGUUUGCCAUGUCUCUGGAUGAAGCCCUCGGUGACUUUGCCUUCCCUGAUGAGUUCGUGUUUGAUGUCUGGGGAGCUAUUGGUGAUGCCAAACAAGGACGGCUUUAAAGUGACGCUAUGCACACACCCUAUUAAAUGUGCUCAUAACAAAGAGGACUGUUCAGAAAUGUGCAUUUUAUAGCUAGUAGCAUACUGAACACGUGAAUUAUGUGAUCAACGAGAAUGUUUUUACAAAUAAAUAAAUAAUAAAUAGCACCACUGUAUUGUUCUUUACAUGCAGCCUUUUAAAGAGAGCUUCAAUGGCAUUUAGGCACAAGGUUUAGCCUAUCAGCAGGAGAAUUUAGCAAAUUUGUGUGGGUAGCAUUUAUAAACGAUGCUGGGAGUAUAUCAUAUUUAACAUAAGCCAAGGGAAAGGGUGAUGUUUCAGACACUCCUUUGCAUAUAGAAAAUUUUGUAUAGAAUUUUGAUAUACAUUAAUAGUCUUUUUAGAUAUAUUUGAAUGUUUUAAUUUAUUUUGUGUUCAUUAAAACCUUUAAACGGAACAUCAUGAAUAGCUGAUUAUCAUCAUGUCUGAUCAUUUACAGUUUGGCAAUCAGCAUUUAAAGGUGCAGUGUGUAAAUUUUAGCAGCCUCUAGUGGUGAGGUUGCAAAUUGCAACCAACAGCUCAGUCCACUGCUCACCCCUUGCUUUUGAAACGCAUAGAGAAGCUACGGUAGCCAACACAGGACAAACAUUUCAUCACUGGAGACAAUUUAAUAAAAAAGUUUGUCCAUUAUGAGCUUCUGUAGAAACAUGGCGGGACAAAAUGGCGACUUCCAUGUAGGGGGACCCUCGGUGUAUGUAGAUAAAAACGUCUCAUGCAAUAAACACAUAACGGUUAAUUAUGAAAGGUCUUUAUACACCCCUGAUAAUAUAGUUUUAUUAUUUUGCAUUUCUGUCAAGAAAUCUUUCUAAAAAUUACACACUGCACCUUUAACAUCAAUAAUACUGCCAACCAUGCCGUUUAUUUUUAAGUAUAUUGCAAAGUAAUUAAGGAGCUCAGAUGCAAAAGCCCCUAAACGCCACAUCCGUCAAAAAUGUGAAAAUGAUGUUAACCGCAUGCUCUCAACACGUACCAUAAUCAAGUAGAUUUAAAUCCGCUUAAUCCUGGUCUAAGGCUAUUCAUAAAUGCUGCUUUGUUGGCAAAAUCUAUUGAGUCUGAUAAA
This is a messenger RNA of Misgurnus anguillicaudatus (oriental weatherfish), 2217 nucleotides long. RefSeq names its product GIPC PDZ domain containing family, member 2 (gene gipc2). Gene Ontology annotation, molecular function: protein binding. Lineage: Eukaryota; Metazoa; Chordata; Actinopteri; Cypriniformes; Cobitidae. The record is from RefSeq and is a predicted model, not a curated record.